CUCCUCUCAGUCUGGGUGUGGGGAGCACCCCAGUUCUGCAGAAGGGGGACCUCCAGAAGCAGGGACAAUGGCAGCGCUGCAGGAGAAAAAGUCAUGCAGCCAACGGAUGGAGGAAUUCCAGCACUACUGCUGGAACCCGGACACAGGGCAGUUCUUGGGACGCACCCUGUCCCGGUGGGUGUGGAUCAGCCUCUAUUAUGUGGCCUUCUACGUGGUGAUGACCGGACUCUUCGCCCUGUGCAUCUACUCCCUGAUGUGCACGCUCGACCCAUACACACCUGACUACCAGGACCGGCUGAAGUCACCAGGGGUGACCUUGAGGCCAGAUGUCUAUGGAGAGAAAGGUCUGGAAAUUUCCUACAAUAUCUCCAAUAACGGGACCUGGACGGACCUAGUGCACACCCUCCACGACUUCCUGGCAGCCUACUCGCCAGCAGCCCAGCAGGACAACAUAAACUGCACCUCAGAGAAGGUCUUCAUCCAGGAGAGCUUCAGCGCCCCCAACCAUACCAAGUUCUCCUGCAAGUUCACAACAGACAUGCUGCAGAACUGCUCGGGCCUGGUGGAUCCCAGCUUCGGCUUCGAGGAAGGAAAGCCGUGUUUUAUUAUUAAAAUGAACAGGAUCGUCAGGUUUCUCCCCAGCAACACCACGGCCCCCAGGGUGGACUGCGCCUUCCUGGACCAGGACCAGGACCAGGACCAGGACCAGGACCGGCGCCGCACGGAUGUCCCGCCUCUGCAGGUGGAGUACUACCCGCCCAAUGGCACCUUCAGUCUGCACUACUUCCCUUACUACGGGAAGAAGGCACAGCCCCACUACAGCAACCCUCUGGUGGCUGCAAAGCUCCUCAACGUGCCCAGGAACACAGAAGUGGAGAUCGUGUGCAAGAUCCUGGCAGAACAUGUGACCUUUGACAACCCCCACGAUCCCUUUGAAGGGAAAGUAGAAUUCAAGCUUAAAAUUCAGAAGUAAAGGAUCAGGAGGCUGGCCGCACGCAGCCUGUGUGGGAACUUGCGGGCCACCGCCCUCCGCCAGCCGCCCGCCGGCGCCGGCGCCACGGCUCACCAACUCUCAAACGCUCUGAACACAGCACUGGGGGAGCUCGGUGCCUCCACACAGGCACCUGUGCACCAAGCGCUUUGUGUUGGAAUCUGCUACUUCUUACUACGUCUUUAUGUGUUUUAGAUAGAAUUUGUAGCUAUGAUAAAAAUGUCGGGUUAACACAGUAACCCUACGGCAGAAGCUAUCCAACUAACAAGACCCUAAAACAAUUCACCUCUUUGUACACAGCACUUUUCUUACUAUAACUUACUCUCAAAACAUCAACAAACUACUGCCCAUGUUAGUAUAAAUACUAUUAAUGCCUUGAUAUGGUUCAUGACCUAUGAUAAUGUACAGUUCAAAUGCUUGCUUCAAAGAAUGCAAUUCCUAUUGCGGAAAUUUAUUAAAGCCGUUCUUACUCUACACAAAGCA
Messenger RNA from Artibeus jamaicensis (Jamaican fruit-eating bat), 1474 nucleotides. It is a transcript of the gene ATP4B, whose product is annotated as ATPase H+/K+ transporting subunit beta. The record is from RefSeq and is a predicted model, not a curated record. The transcript has 7 exons. Gene Ontology annotation, biological process: sodium ion export across plasma membrane; intracellular sodium ion homeostasis; potassium ion import across plasma membrane. Gene Ontology annotation, molecular function: ATPase activator activity. Lineage: Eukaryota; Metazoa; Chordata; Mammalia; Chiroptera; Phyllostomidae. The coding region runs from base 68 to 973 and encodes 301 amino acids. Gene Ontology annotation, cellular component: sodium:potassium-exchanging ATPase complex.